This is a messenger RNA of Choloepus didactylus (southern two-toed sloth), 2772 nucleotides long. RefSeq names its product RB binding protein 5, histone lysine methyltransferase complex subunit (gene RBBP5). The record is from RefSeq and is a predicted model, not a curated record. Gene Ontology annotation, cellular component: Set1C/COMPASS complex. Gene Ontology annotation, molecular function: protein binding. NCBI's taxonomy places the organism in Eukaryota, Metazoa, Chordata, Mammalia, Pilosa, Megalonychidae. The coding region runs from base 116 to 1732 and encodes 538 amino acids. The transcript has 14 exons.
CGGUGCUUGCUGUUAGGUGUACGCUGUGUCCCCUGCUUAGAAGCAGGCCUUGGAAGCUGGCGGGGAGAAGGCGUUGCUGCCGGAGCUGAGACCAGGUGGCCUGCAGUGCGCAGGGAUGAACCUUGAGUUGUUGGAGUCCUUUGGGCAGAACUAUCCAGAGGAAGCUGAUGGAACUUUGGAUUGUAUCAGCAUGGCCCUGACUUGCACCUUUAACAGGUGGGGUACACUGCUUGCAGUUGGCUGUAAUGAUGGCCGGAUUGUCAUCUGGGAUUUCUUGACAAGAGGCAUUGCUAAAAUAAUAAGUGCACACAUCCAUCCAGUUUGUUCUUUAUGCUGGAGUCGAGAUGGUCAUAAGCUCGUGAGUGCUUCCACUGAUAACAUAGUGUCACAGUGGGAUGUUCUAUCAGGCGACUGCGACCAGAGGUUUCGAUUCCCUUCACCCAUCUUAAAAGUCCAGUAUCAUCCACGAGAUCAGAACAAAGUACUCGUGUGUCCCAUGAAAUCUGCUCCUGUCAUGUUGACCCUUUCAGAUUCCAAGCAUGUUGUUCUGCCGGUAGACGAUGACUCUGAUUUGAAUGUGGUUGCAUCUUUUGAUAGGCGAGGGGAAUAUAUCUAUACGGGAAAUGCAAAAGGCAAGAUUUUGGUACUAAAAACAGAUUCUCAGGAUCUUGUUGCUUCCUUCAGAGUAACAACUGGAACCAGCAAUACUACGGCCAUUAAGUCAAUAGAGUUUGCCCGGAAGGGAAGUUGCUUUUUAAUUAACACAGCAGAUCGAAUAAUCAGAGUUUAUGAUGGCAGAGAAAUUUUAACCUGCGGAAGAGAUGGAGAACCUGAACCCAUGCAAAAAUUGCAGGACCUGGUGAAUAGGACCCCAUGGAAGAAGUGCUGUUUCUCUGGGGAUGGAGAAUACAUAGUGGCAGGUUCAGCCCGGCAGCAUGCCCUGUACAUCUGGGAGAAGAGCAUUGGAAACCUGGUGAAGAUCCUCCAUGGGACUAGAGGAGAACUCCUUUUGGAUGUAGCUUGGCAUCCUGUUCGACCCAUCAUAGCAUCCAUUUCUAGUGGAGUGGUAUCUAUCUGGGCACAAAAUCAAGUAGAAAAUUGGAGUGCAUUUGCACCAGACUUCAAAGAGUUGGAUGAAAAUGUGGAAUAUGAGGAAAGGGAAUCUGAGUUUGAUAUUGAAGAUGAAGAUAAGAGUGAGCCUGAGCAGACAGGGGCUGAUGCUGCAGAGGAUGAAGAAGUGGACGUCACCAGCGUGGAUCCUAUUGCUGCCUUUUGUAGCAGUGACGAAGAGCUAGAAGAUUCAAAGGCUCUGUUAUAUUUACCCAUUGCCCCUGAGGUAGAAGACCCAGAAGAAAAUCCUUAUGGCCCCCCACCAGAUGCAGUCCAGACCUCCUUGAUGGAUGAAGGGGCUAGUUCAGAGAAGAAGAGGCAGUCAUCAGCAGAUGGGUCCCAGCCGCCUAAGAAGAAACCCAAAACAACCAAUAUAGAACUUCAAGGAGUACCAAAUGACGAAGUCCAUCCACUACUGGGUGUGAAGGGGGAUGGCAAAUCCAAGAAGAAGCAAGCUGGCCGGCCUAAAGGAUCAAAAGGUAAAGAGAAAGAUUCUCCAUUUAAACCGAAACUCUACAAAGGGGACAGAGGUUUACCUCUGGAAGGAUCAGCGAAGGGUAAAGUGCAGGCGGAACUCAGCCAGCCCUUGACAGCAGGGGGAGCGAUCUCAGAACUGUUAUGAAGACCCUGAAGUUCUUCAUUCUUCCCCACUUUGCCAUCAUGUGGCCUCUGGACACUGUGGUCAGUCAUUUGAGAUUGACUUUAAUUUAAAACAAAGGCCUCUGCUUCCCACCCAGGAGGUGGAAGGAGUGAAUUUUAUGUUUGAAUGAAGAAGUGAAUUAUGGAAGAAGAAUAUAUGUCCUUUUCCUUUCAAGUGUAAGUCCAAAUAAGUUCUCAGGAAUGAGGAUUUGUGAAGACCUCAAAUAGGAGUUUUGGCUCAUUGAAACAUUAAUGUUUAGUUAUGUUGCUGGAGAAAAGAUACCUAUGUUUUGCUCGUCUAACCCAGCAUCGUUUAGACCUGUCAUAUCCUAUCUCCUGUUUGCCUUUCAUCCUCAGUACAUAUCCUUGAGUGACUUGUACUCAUCUGCAAUUUUGUUACCAUAUCCUGGUGAAACUUCUGUUGUAUAUUCUCUUUCUUCCAUUUUUAAAUGUACCCUCUCACCAGAUACCUCCUGUAUUUCCAUAUUGUCUGCAAAGGAUGGGCAGUAAAAGAAAGUACUUGAAAGACUACAAAUUUUCAGAAAGGGAGGGAAGAUAAAAAGGCCCUUCCUACUAUAUCAUAUUUUGCUCAAGAAGCUGGGUUGUAAAAGAUUCAGGGUUUUUUCUUGUUUUCCUUUCAUUUCACAUUUCCCUCCAGUAUUGGUUCACUGUCAUUAAUCAUGGUUUUUGAAGAUAGUUUCAUCUGUCUCCAGCAAAGAAUCAUCAAUAGUUUAUAUUGCUUUACCUGUACUGGCUUCCAGAGAUGGGAACAAACCAAGCUGUCUCUAAGCAAGCUUCUUUUUUAUUGGGGUGGGGAAUCUAUGCAAGGACUAAAGUAAAGCCAUCCAAAAUCAAAGUAGCAACAACGCAGUUCAAAUCAAAGAUCAAGGUAAAUUUUUUUUAUCAUUGUUUGUGGAUAUCUGUCCCUCCCAUCAGUCAUUGCAUUUUCCCUUUCUGUAUCUAUGCUUGUUUUUCUUACUACAUGUUUUCAGUCACUUCCUUUCUGUGAAAGGUUGCUUAGCU